Molecule: messenger RNA, 324 nt
Organism: Prunus armeniaca (apricot)
Lineage: Eukaryota; Viridiplantae; Streptophyta; Magnoliopsida; Rosales; Rosaceae
Source: the annotation of a GenBank genome assembly
AUGACACAUCCACGAAGAAACAUGCUAGUGCAGCUUGAUCAUCUAAUGCUUCAGGGCGUCCUUCUCAUCCUCUUAUUCCCUUCCAUCAUAUAUGCUGUUGAUGCUUUUUUCGAAGAGGGUCAACUUAGAGAAAAGGGGUUUGCCUUUAGCAGUGGAGAAUGUGUGGACCUUCGGACACCGGUGUGGUGCCGGCCGAAAACUCUCCUAUGCUUAAGUCAGUUAAGAGUUUUUUGUGCUGGUUACAAUAACCUCUUGGGAUUACUUCCAGAAGAUAUGUAUGAUGCUACCACACUGGAACAAAUUGCAUUGCCUGUUAAUUCAUAA